AUGUGGUUAAAAGUUGAUAGAUUUGUAGAUAAGGUGAGACCGUGGUGGUCCUCUUAUCAGUUGUCAGGUACACCUAAUUUUGUUUUAGAUAAUAAACUUAAAGUUUUGAAGAAUGAUUUGAAGAAAUGGAACGAGGAAGCUCUUGGGAACAUUGUUUAUCAGAAAAAGUCUCUUUUUGAGGAGCUUCAUUGCUUUGAUGAAAAGGAGCUCAUUGGGGAUCUUUCAGUUGAUGAGAAGGAAAGGAAAUUUGGCGUUGCUGCUCAGUUGGAAAAAAUUACUCUUAUAGAGGAGAUUUCCUGGCGACAAAAGUCUCGGGAAAUUAAGGAUCAUAUUGUUCAUUAUUAUGAAAAGCUCCUUUCGGAGCAAUAUUCAUGGUGGCCCAAGGUUGAUGAGUUGCAUUUUGAUUCAAUUGACCAGCCUAGUGCAGUUUGGUUGGAGAGAAUGUUUGAAGAAGACGAGGUGCUUAACGUGACAAGAGGAAUGGACAAAGAUAAAGCAUCGGUACCAGAUGGCUUUUCCAUGACAUUUUUUCAGGCUGGUUUGGACAUCAUUAGGGAGGACAUCAUAAAGGUUGGGUCCGUGGAGGUGAAGGAUUUUCGUCCCAUCGGUCUUGUCAAUGGUGUCUACAAGAUCAUCUCGAAUGUGCUUGCUAACCGAUUGAGUGUGGUUAUGGGAAAGAUCAUCAAGAAGUCCCAAAACACAUUUUUCAAAGGAAGGCAAAUACUUGAUUUCGUUCUCAUUGCUAAUGAAUACUUAGAAAGUAGAAUAAGAAGUGGCGUUCUAGGCAUUCUUUGUAAACUGGAUAUGGAGAAAGCUUUUGACCACGUAAAUUGA
Molecule: messenger RNA, 834 nt
Organism: Juglans regia (Persian walnut)
Lineage: Eukaryota; Viridiplantae; Streptophyta; Magnoliopsida; Fagales; Juglandaceae
Exons: 3
Coding region: 1-834 (277 amino acids)
Source: RefSeq, a predicted model, not a curated record